Bicyclus anynana (squinting bush brown) is the source of this 555-nucleotide messenger RNA. RefSeq names its product chromatin complexes subunit BAP18-like. NCBI's taxonomy places the organism in Eukaryota, Metazoa, Arthropoda, Insecta, Lepidoptera, Nymphalidae. The record is from RefSeq and is a predicted model, not a curated record. Bases 194 to 493 code for a protein of 99 amino acids. The transcript has 4 exons.
UUUUUUCUCUGUGUCAAAAGUCAAUUUUCAAUUUUCAAAAAUAUUUUGCUGUUUUGUUAUUUUUUUUAUUAUAAACUUUGCGGGGAAAAUUGUUUACACUUUCUUUUGCAGUAGCAGCAAGCAGCAUUCACCUAAAUAAAGAUAAUAUUAUCCUAUUAUGUGAAAAGUCUUUUAAAGGACGUCAAUAUAUAAAAUGAAUAAUUCUGCUGCAAAGGUUGGUGAGAUUUUUACUGAGGCUGGUGCUGCAUUCAAUAAAUUGGCAGAAAUGACCAUGAUGCUUCACCCAAUGGCUGAACAGCAAUCUAGCUCUCAGUCAAAAACACCAGUUAAAAAGAAGGUCCAUGAGGAACGCAUGACACCCAUUAGCAGCAGUAGCUCUGGGCAGGUAACACUUAACAUGCUAAAUGCUUCUGAAAAUGAGAUGGAUGUUGAAGGACUUGGUAAUGAUGUAAAGCUAGAGUUUGAAUCUAGUACAGAAGAGGUUACAACUUAAAUUAAAUCAUUAAGCUGUGAAGAUUUGAUUUCAAUUGUAUUAAAAGAAUUUAAGAAAUGUUA